Molecule: messenger RNA, 1653 nt
Organism: Pochonia chlamydosporia 170
Lineage: Eukaryota; Fungi; Ascomycota; Sordariomycetes; Hypocreales; Clavicipitaceae
Product: glutamyl-tRNA(Gln) amidotransferase subunit A
Exons: 1
Coding region: 1-1653 (550 amino acids)
Source: RefSeq, a predicted model, not a curated record
AUGCUGGCCGGCAUCCUCGGCUCAAUCGCCCAAGCUGCAUGCAGCUUUCUGGCGUUAACGACAUGCGCAUCAACUCCGUUUGAAUUCCCUUCAUUACUAGACGCCACAUUAGACGAACUGCGCUUCGGCCUUGACAGCGGCUCAUUUACUAGCGUGGACCUUGUCAGAGCAUACAUUGCUCGAAUUGACGAAGUCAAUGGGCUCCUUCACGCAGUCAACGAAAUCAACCCAGACGCCAUCUCCAUUGCGUCGUCAAAGGACCGUGAAAGACUCUCAGGCACGGCACUUCCAAGCCCACUACACGGCAUUCCCAUUCUUCUCAAGGACAACAUCGCUACAGACGAUAACUUGAACAACACGGCGGGGUCGUAUGCACUUCUCGGAGCCAAGGCAAAAGAAGACAGUACUGUUGCGGCAAAGCUACGGAAAUCAGGCGCCAUUAUCCUCGGCAAGGCUAAUCUUUCACAAUGGGCUGGUAUGCGAGGUGCCAACGUCAGUGAAGGUUGGUCUGCGUAUGGGGGACAAACGACGGGUGCUUAUUUUCCAGGUCAUGAACCUUCUGGCUCUUCGUCCGGGAGCGCGGUUGCAUCAUCUGUUGGCCUUGCUUGGGCUUCUUUGGGGACAGAAACAACUGGAUCUAUUGUUGAUCCGGCGCAUCUCAACAAUAUCGUUGGAAUCAAACCGACGGUCGGACUGACAUCCCGGUACUUGGUGGUGCCUAUAUCUGAACACCAAGAUACUGUAGGGCCAAUGGCUAGGACGGUAAAGGAUGCAGCUUACCUGUUGUCAGUGAUUGCGGGAUCCGAUCCGAAGGAUAACUACACGUCCGCGUCACCCUUUGGAGAGAAGCCGCCGAAUUACGUUGCGGCUUGCAAGAAGAUGGGACUAAAGGGCAAGCGAUUGGGAGUGUUGAAGAACAUUUUGGAUCUUCACAAACACGUCACAUCGGAGCCCGCUUUCGCAGUGUUUAAUGAAACACUCGAGAUCCUCCGUGCUGCUGGUGCUGAGAUCGUGGAAGACGUUUAUUUUCCUGGCAUUAAACCAAUCGUGGGCCACGGAUGGGCAGGCCGGGUUACAGGGCAGGAUUUCCUGACUGAUCUUCCUCGAUAUCUUGCCAAUCUCAAGACCAAUCCAAACAACAUCACCACGCUGGCGGAGCUACGAGAUUUCACGCAAGACUACCCGGCCGAAGGUUUCCCCAACCGAGCUACUCAAUCCUGGGAUCGUGUCCUCUCACGAGGAUACAACAACACUUCACCGGAAUGGUGGAGCAACUACACUACACAACUUUACUACGCCAGCACAUUAGGUCUCCCAGGCGCAUUGAGGAACCACUCCCUAGAUGCAAUGGUCAUGCCGACCAUGUUCGCGUCCCAGGUGGCAGCCAUGACAGGCACACCCGUCAUCACCGUGCCCCUCGGCCGAGCACCAGAUGACACGCCCGUGCAGCAGGACGAGUAUGGGACCAUGAAUCUGACGGGGCCGAACCAGCCGUUUGGGUUGGGGUUUGCGGGCGAUUACUUUAGCGAGGAGACGUUGAUUGAGAUUGCGUAUUCAUUUGAGCAGAUUACGGUGAUGAGGAAUAGGGUGUUGCCGUUGAUUCAGCCAACGACGGAAUUGGAGGAUGUUGUGGAUGGACGGCUGGAGUUGUGA